Molecule: messenger RNA, 2182 nt
Organism: Notolabrus celidotus (New Zealand spotty)
Lineage: Eukaryota; Metazoa; Chordata; Actinopteri; Labriformes; Labridae
Gene: pgrmc1
Product: progesterone receptor membrane component 1
Exons: 3
Coding region: 105-650 (181 amino acids)
Cellular component (GO): endomembrane system; membrane
Source: RefSeq, a predicted model, not a curated record
GUUCUAUGCCCCCGAGGCUGCUGCUGUGAUUGGUGGAGGCUUCAUCAGCUCCACCAGUCCCACCCAGCUCCCAGUCACGGACAGAGAGAGAGAGAGGACCCAACAUGGCUGAAGCGGAGGGAAGCGAGCUAACUUCUGGAGGGAUCUUUCAGGAGAUCUUCACCUCCCCUUUGAAUCUCACGCUGCUCAGCCUGUGUCUGUUCCUGCUCUAUAAGAUCUUCCGAGGGGACAAACCCCCGGAGCUGGGCGAGGUGGAGCCCCCGCUACCCAGACUGAAGAAGAGAGACUUCACCCUCGCAGACCUGAAGCCCUACGAUGGUCUGGAGGACCCAAGGAUCCUCAUGGCUGUCAACGGGAAGGUGUUCGACGUGACCCGGGGCAAGAAGUUCUACGGACCAGAGGGGCCAUACGGAGUGUUUGCAGGCAGAGACGCGUCCAGAGGUCUGGCCACGUUCUGCCUGGAGAAGGAAGCUCUGAAGGACGAACACGACGACCUGUCCGACCUGAACGCCAUGCAGCAGGAGAGCCUCUCUGAGUGGGAGACUCAGUUCACAACGAAGUACGACUACAUCGGUAAGCUCCUGAAGCCUGGCGAGGAGCCCACAGAGUACACAGACGACGAGGAAGGCAAAGACAAAAAGACGGACUAGGAUAAGAAAGUGACUGAGAGGGAGACGAUGAGAGAUGCCUUAAUGUUUCUGUGAAGUUUGACGCCUCGUGUUAACACCCCUCAGAGAAAACAUGCACACAUGCAUUCUGAUAUUUUUGGACCAUCACCAUCCUGACUGAAUUCCAUGUUUGAGAUUCGAGAGUAAAAUGGCAUUAACACUUAUAUAUACCCUGUACUGAUGUGGAGCCGUAUAGUUGUGCUUGAGUUCAGUUAACUUGUUCUUAGACUGAUUUAUUGACGGACCAAUCCAAGGAUCUAAUGAAACGAUGGUUAAACGUCCUGUAGGUUAAAGGUUGCUGCUAUCAGCAGCUCUGUUGUAUACUUUAAUAUCACUGAUAAUGUUAUAGCAGGUUGUACACAUUCCCUCCAUCACUACAGUCGGCUCAGCUCUCAUCAAAAUGAAUAAUCUCAGGAAGUUCUGUCAUUAAAGAUUAACAGAACUGCAUUAAGGGACAGGAGCUGGAGCCAGAGGUUAAUUUACAUAAAAACCUGGUUUGACUAUUAAACCUGCACCUGGUCUGAUCACAGGUCUCCAUAACUCUGCUCAAACAACCUGAGACUCACACACUCAUCAAACAAAAACUAUCCUAUAAACACAAAUAACUUCAGUUUGACACUGAGCAUUUGAAACGCUUGAACAAUCCAACAGAGGUGUGUUCUGUUAGUCUGCUGAACAACAUCUCUGCAGUCAGCCAGCAUACCUCAUCCAGGGAAAUGUAAAACUAAGUUCAUUUAAAGUUGGACUAAACUUGUAUGGAGCCCUUCAAUCGUGUUAGAUGAUAUGUUAUGUGUGCAUAAUAUUUAUAACUGUGUUAUAAAUGUAUAAGCAUCUUUAGUCAUUCAUUCAAAUACUGUGGCAGUGGCAACAUAAUAGAGGGACAAAGGAACCUAUACACAGCGUAUUUCCACGGAUGCAAAAUUUACUAUGCGAUACUCAAGUCCUGCAAAGGUGAUCAUUUGUAUCUUGUGAGCACAAGAUGAAAAUGAUCAACCGAUAGGAUGUCAGGGGCUUAGUAGAUAUCAACUUGUAUCCACCAAAAGACAGAAGUAUCUCACUUUGAAAUGUAGGAACGUCGUGAUGUUUAAUCGACCUAUUUGAAAUUGAAACUUCAUUAGUAAAUGCUGCUCAGACUUUCAUCACCUGCUCCAUGUUUCUGUUUUUCUGCAUAUUUUCUAACUCCCCUCAAACAACGUGAGAAGUGAAAAGUUAAGAGCCAAUUUCAGAACAGUUAUUAAAAUGAAAACACAGGGCUGUGAUUUGCUAUAAUUUCCCUUUAACAGCACUUAAAUCAGAUGAGCAGAUGUAAAAAUCCUCCAAUGUUGAUGCUGCCUUCUCAGAAACUCUGAUACAGCUCAGUUUCAGUACCUUUUCACAAGUAACUGUACCAGCUACAUCUACCAGUUGAAUCAUGUUAGGCUUUCUUCUCUUUUAUAUGAAGUUUUGUACAUGACUAACACAACAAGAUGACAAUGAUGUACAGAUAUUUGUAACAUUAAACCCUUCUUAUCUCA